Messenger RNA from Drosophila ananassae, 6161 nucleotides. RefSeq names its product titin (gene ImpE1). The record is from RefSeq and is a predicted model, not a curated record. Gene Ontology annotation, molecular function: protein binding. The coding region runs from base 534 to 5333 and encodes 1599 amino acids. Lineage: Eukaryota; Metazoa; Arthropoda; Insecta; Diptera; Drosophilidae. The transcript is spliced from 7 exons.
UUUAAGUCCGUGGAUGGCUGGCUCCUCUUCAGUUCGUGGCUGACCAUCGUUACGUGCGGACGUGCCCAGCUCAGCUCAGCUCAUCUCCGAGUGAUGUGGCUGCACUUAGCUAUCCAUUGACUAAAAUUCACAAAAUAAUAUUUCCUCAAAACUGACAAAAAGUGUCGCGUCGCGUGUGCUUUACUAAAAAAUAAUUACAAAUACCUAAACGCAUAAAACAUAUAUUAACGACUGCAACGAGAGGAAUAACAACAGCAACGGCAACACAGCAACUUGGCAACAAAAAAAUAAACCUUUGGCAGGAAAGCAGCUGAAAAUAAACAACAAAAACCAGAGGAAAAUACCGAAAUCCACAAAAACAUACAAAAGCAGGGAAAAGACCAUAGAGAAAAGCCUUCCCAGGGCAGCUUCUUGGAGCUUCAGAAGCGGCAUUGCUGCCGAAAGCAGCAACCGCAGCAGCAACAGCAGCAGCAGCAGCAACAUCAACAAUCGAAACAUCAGCAACCAAAUCGAGAAAGCAACCUGCGAUCGCAAUGCUCAAUGGAAAUACUUUUACGGUUAAGCGGCUCUUAGCGCUGCUGAUCAUCUUCACAGUGGUGGAAGCCAGUCGAGCCCUGGAAUUGGGGGACAAGUGCCAGCAUGACAUGGACUGUACGGACUUCAUCAAGGGCAGCAGCUGCUCCGCCCUGGGAUACUGCGAGUGCGCCCCCUACUUCGUCCAGUUGAAUUCCAAACGCUGUUUGUCAUCCCAGCUACUUGGCGGCGACUGCCAACUGAGCGAACAGUGCUCGAUGAAGGUGGCCAACAGCAGCUGCCUGGACGGAGCCUGUCGGUGCGUCGAGGGAUUCUUGCAGUUCCGCAAGCACACCUGUCUGGGACCUGCCCAUCCUGGCGCCGUUUGCUACAGCCACGCCCACUGUCAAAUGUUCGAUACCCGCACCCACUGUGACUUCCUGAUCCCGAAUCUCUUCGGACGCUGCCAGUGCACGAGUCCGGCCAAGAUGGUGGGUGGUCUGUGUGUCGCCCCAGCUGCGGACCAGGAGGAGCAGGCCGUCGAGAAGGUGGAGCUGCCAAGCAGUACCACCACAACCACUACAACAACGACGAGGAAGACCACCACCACUACGACAACCACAACGACACCCGCACCCACCACCGCACCGUCAACCACAACGACAACUGCUGCUCCCAUUCUUCUGGAGGAUGAGCUGCCAGACAGUGUGGAGGAGCAAUUACUUGAGGAGGACGAUGGUGAGGCCACCAAGCUGAGGCCCGAGGUCUCCGAGCUGGACAAUGGCGAGAAACUGGAGGCCGUGGACAUGGCUCACGAAGAAACCGAACUGACGCAACAGCAGCUGCAAGAGGAGGAGCAAAAGCACCAGGAGGAGCAACAACACCAGGUGGAGACUGAACAGCAGGUGCCAGAGCACUCCUCUCCGGAUGCCACCACUGGAGUCCAGCAACUACUCACGCCCGCUGACGUGCCCACUGAGAAUACGAUCGCUGUGGAGCAAGAAACCGAAGUCGGACCCACCGAGGAUUAUCCCUACAAGAUCGAUGAGGAGUAUACCGAGGAGCACGAUAACAACAAGCCAGAACUAACCGAAGAGCAGCCAGAACACCAGCCAGAAGAAUCACCUGCAGAAGGCGAAGAAUUGGAGGCUUCUGGGGGCCAAGAGAUCGCCUCGUCGCCCAUCGUCGACGACACCAUGAAAUUCGAUUAUGAAACGCCCGUGGAGGAGCCAGAAAUGGAAAAGGAGGUGUUGCCGCCGACUAAUGAGGAGGUGGUGCCCAUUGAUGCUGAGAGCGAGGCCAAUGCCGAGGAUACCCCCACCGAGCCCCAGAUCCAGACCCAACAGCUUGGCGAUGAGGUUGAGGAGGAGGCCGAACCCGAGACAUCCCAGACGGUAGCCGAUGAAGAACUGAUCCCAGUCGAAACCGAAAGUGUGACGAAGGCAACCGAAGCUGAAGCUGAAGUUGAAGAGGCGGAGCAGUCGGAGGAUCUGGCUUCGGGGGAUCAUGAGCUAGAAGUGGAGCCACCCAAGCCUGAAGAGACAUUGAAAAUCGAAGAACCAGCCCAGGUGGCGUCGGAGAGUGAAAGCCAAGCCGUCGAGUUUGUGGAAAAACCAGAGGAGCCACAGUCCGUGCCAGAGACAGAGCCAGAGACAGAAAUAGAAAAAGAAAAGGAGCAGCCGGCAGCAGCGACAGAAGCCGCAGAAGUGGAGCUGCCAGUUGAGGAAGAAGAAAUCAAGCCAGCGAUGGUGUCUGAAAUCGAUCAGGCGGAACAAAGCGCCGACAUCAAGCCGACAAGUGGCGAAGAUGAUUUAAAUGAAGCCAAUCAAUUAAAUCAAGACCAAGUCACAGAGGCGGCGGCUGAAACGGCAGAGCCACAAGAGCCAGAAGAGCCAGCAGAGCUGGCCGAGCCGGAGGAGGUCGAUGAAGAAAAAGAGCCCGAACAGGUGGUGGAAAUCCAUCAAGAUGCAGAUGAAGCCACAACAGAGAAACCAGUCCAGGCUGAUGAAGAGGUGGAGUCCGAAUCGGACUCAAACGCCGACUUGGAGAAGGAGGAACCGGAGGUGGCGGAGGCAAUCACCGAAGCGGAGCACGAACAAUUGACAUACCCAACAAAUGAUGAUGAAUUGGCGCCAGUGGAAAGAGAACCAGAGCUGACCACAGAGGAACCAGAAAUCGCUGAGAUAACCACAGAGCUUCCAGAAGAUCAUGAUCAAGUGAAAGAGGAGCAGGAGCAUGAGCCCGAGAGGGCGGUAGAGGCAGAGGUAGAGAAAGAGAUUCCGCAAGUGGAGGAGCAGACUGUUGAGGAGCCGGAGGAGGAGCAGCAGCAGGUGGAGUCCGAGGAAAAUGCAAAUGCAAUUAAGACGCCCGAAGUGUCGGAAGCAAUUGUAGAGCCGCAGGCAGAGAAUGAGAUCGAAGCCGUGACCGAGAAAGAGACAGAACAAGAGCCACAGACAGAGACAGAAUCGGAGACAGAGGCGGAAUCAGCCUCAGAGAUUGAGGAACAGCAACCUGUAGAGGCAGCUACCGAGAAGAUACCAGAAGAAAGACCAGAAGCGGACUCCGCCGAUGAUGAGGUGUUGGAGGCACACCCUGAGCCCGAAGAACUGCCAAUUAAGAGCGAAUCAGAUAUCGAACCGGAAGCCACCACUCAGGCGGAGAUCGUACCAGAAUCGCAACCAGAAACGGAGUCCGAGGCGCAACCAGAAACACAGGCCAGUGAAAGUGCCCAAAUUCCGGAGGAGAUUGCUGAACAGGACGAUGAAGUGGAAGUGGAGAAAACCGAAAACGACAACAUCAUCCAAGGAGCUGAGCCCAAUGAGGAAGAAGAAGUGAUCCCAGAACCAGAAGUGGAGCAAUCAUCCUUGCCAGAAGCCCACGACGAGCAUGAGGCUCCCGAAAAGGCUGAGGAUCAGGAACAGCCCGAAUCCGAUGCAGAUUACUUAAGCGUUGGACACACUCAGGAGGAUGAGACUACCCCAGUCAUCGCUGAAGCUGAGGAAUCCGACAAAGUAGAGUCCACUUUGGCUCCAGAGCUGUUAGAGGCGCCAAGUGCCAUUGUGAGCGAUGAACAGGAUGAGGAGCAGGAACACCAGAACUUCCACGAAAGCGAAAGCAUUGCCGACAUUCUCAGCGACCUCAUGCUGGAGGGCGACAGCACUGUGCCCCCAGUGCCCUUCGGCGAGCAACCUGCUCAGACGGUGCCCAUGGUGGAGGCGAACUCAGAGAACGAGGAGGAGGAGUCUCAUGGCGCCAUUUCUGAUCUCCAAGCCGAGGCCGACGAAACCCAUGAUCAUGUGGCAGCUGAGGAGCCUGCGGAACCUACUAUUCCCGAACUGUUUGCCGAGGCAGCUAAUGAUGAAGAGUCGGAGCAAGAGGAGGAACAGCUGACCCCCGCUCCGGAACAGAUUGAGGAAGAAGAGAAGCCAGUCGAACAGGAACAGCAUGAAGAGGAAGCCGCCAAGGACGAGGAAGCCACCAAGGAAGAGGAGGCAGCCAAGGAGGAAGAGUCCGUUAAGGAGAAGGAACCUGCCAAAGAAGUUGAAACCGAAAGCAUUCCCGAGGAAGCUACCACCGAAAAGGAAAUCGAAUCCGAAGCCGAGGCGGAACAUACAGUGCUUCCCGAGGAACUGCCCUUCGAUUUGGACGACCAGUCAGGUGCCAUCCGUGUCAAUGAACUGGAAUCCGAUAGCCUGGUCCUGGAAUCCACCACCACGAUUGAUGGUCUCCAAGAACUGGAAAGCAACCACAUCGAACCGGAGGAGGAAGAUGAGGCGCCACAGCCCGCAUCUCACACUGCUGUCCACGAGGAGGCCACUCCGAACCCUGCCGAUAUUGUGGAGAUCACCACGCAGACCAUGCUGGGCUUGGCCAGUCGUGUGACCCUCAUGGAGCCAGCUGCUCCCGUUGUAACAACUCUAAUGCCCCUGAUGACUUCGGACGAGCCCACGCCGGAGCCCGUUGCUCCUGCUGUCAUUAUUCCCGUGAGCAAGCCCGGCUCGGAGCUGCGAAAGCGUGUGGAUUUGGGUCUGGAGGCGGUGUCUCUGGGUCUGGCCUGCAGCAGUGAUCGGCAAUGCCAACUGGCUGAUCCCCAUACCGUGUGCAAUGGACGCGGAGUCUGCGACUGCGCAGCUGGAGGAGAUCAGGCAGAGCAGUGCGGUGCCGAGAGAACCGGAUGCAGUCCGGGUACCUUCCAGUGCCGUUCGAGUGGUGUGUGCAUCUCCUGGUUCUUCGUGUGCGACGGACGUGCGGACUGCAACGACGCCUCCGACGAGGAGUGCACCCACAAUGCCCGCUUGAACCAGACCUGUCCGACGGAGUCCUUCCGCUGUCAGCGCAGUGGACGCUGCAUCUCUAGGGCGGCCCUGUGCGACGGACGCCGCCAGUGCCCGCAUGGCGAGGACGAGCUGGGCUGCGACGGCAGCGUGCGGGGUGGCAACGCCUGCCCGGAGCACACUUUCCGUUGCGGCAGCGGCGAAUGCCUGCCGGAGUACGAGUACUGCAACGCCAUCGUGUCCUGCAAGGACGGCAGCGAUGAGCCACCUCACCUGUGUGGCUCCCGGGCCGUUCCCAACCUGUUCAUGCGCCUGAUCGAGGCGGGAGGUCUGUUGAGCGGCGGCGGACGGAGGGAGGCGGACGCCUACUGCCCGCACCGCUGCAGCAACGGCCUGUGCCGCUCCACAGCCAUCGUCUGCUCUGGAAGGGAUGGAUGCGGUGAUGGCACCGACGAGCAGACCUGCGCCGUAUGCCGUUGCCCCGCACCGACUGCUGCUAGCCUGCCCGUUUAUCUGGCCCGGCAACGCCCCAUGCCCCUGUGGUAGGGGUGGUGAUGCCACGGCACGGAUUAAGGAUCCACCAGGCAGCGCAGACUGACCAAGGAUUUGCCAGACUUUGUUUUCCACGACCCUUCCACAACUCUAUCGCUUUACCCAAUCCAACAACCACAUUCGAAACGAUUUUGCUUAGCAUUUAAGUGGAUAUUUACAAUUUUAUUUAUUUAUUUAUUAUGACUUUAGCUGUGCCCGAGCCACGCCCAAUUGCCGCCUUGCUAUCAAAGGCGGUCCAACCCGUUGAGCCCCCUUUGAGCCAGUGAUGUUUGUCAAUUGAGUGCCACUGGGCGCAUCCCUAAGCCACAUCCACACAGAAACACAACACAAACACACCCCCAUUUCGCCCCCCAUUUCGACUAUUUAUUCUACUCAUCCUAAACCAUUAAAACUAUUUAUUUAUCCCAACAAGAAUACACGAGAAAAACAAACAAAAAAAACGACAAAACAAAACAAAAAACUCAAAAAUGUAUCUUCAUGUAGCUUAGUUUUAUGAAAUUUUCUAAUUUAUUACAUAAUAUUAUUGGCCAGGAAAACCAGUAACGAUGAUGCAUUUCUAUCGAUUAAUAUUUUGUAAAUAAGAGUAAACGUGUUCGUUGUACAUGAUAAACCACAAUGCCUAUAAAGAAUCGUAGGUUAUAUAUCUGUAGCCUGACACAGAUCCGAUCAUAUCCCUAUAUAGUUUAUUAUAUGUAUGAACGUGCGAGGACACUCGCACACUUUUCUCAAAGUCAAGACGCAUCAAAUUAAAACUAAACAACAAAAAAAUAAAACAAAAAUGAAAUGACAAUAAAAAAUCUAUUUUUAGAUAACUAUUAAAAA